AAUUGACUGACAAAGAAAGAGCACCAUUAAAAAUUUAUAUUUUUCCUAAUUAAAUGCAAAAAUUAUGGUUUAAUGGAACUAUAAACUCUAUAAUAAUAAUAGACGUUCUUUUCUAAUUUUCUUUAAUUAUUUUGCAAUAUUGAUGUGCUCAAUUGUUGAACUUUUGUUAAAGAAACCGAUUGUGAAUUGAUCUUACCUAUUUUAUCCAAUGUUUUUGACUUUUUGUGCUUUGUAAACAAUGUAUUUUUUAAGAGAAAUUGCACUUUUUACAACUCUAAUCUACAUAGCAACAACAGUAGCUGCAACCCCUGCCUUGAUUCUUACACAGCUAAUAAAGCAAAACAAAUUACAAGAAGCCAAAAAUGCAUCGACCGUUGACCCCAACAAAUUCCUCAACUUCACGAGUUAUUCUGGCUUCCUCACAGUUGACGAGCGAUAUAACUCUAAUUUGUUUUUCUGGUACUUCCCUGUGUCAAAAGACCUAGCAAAGACUCCAUGGAUUAUAUGGCUUCAAGGGGGCCCAGGAGCUACUAGUCUUGCUGGACUCUUCAGUGAGAUUGGGCCAUUUAAAUAUGAUAUUAACAGGAAAGAGUUAAAAAAACGUGAAUCUUCAUGGUGUGAUGAAUACUCUAUGGUGUUUAUCGACAAUCCUGUAGGAGCCGGGUUCAGUUUCACAGACAAAGAUGAAGGAUUUGUUCGAAACAUGGAAAUGUAUACAGACAAUCUGUACAGGGCAGUGCAACAGUUGGUGCAGGUUUACCCCGAGCUAGGUAAAGCUCCGCUGUACAUCGCCGGCGAGUCGUACGCCGGCAGGUACGUGCCUGCUUUGGCGACCAAGAUAUUGGAAGAAAACCACCAAGCUAAACACCCCAUCAACUUGCAGGGUCUCAUAAUGGGCAACCCGGUGACAGACCGCUCAAGCAUAGUGGAUUUCACCCAAAUGUUCUACAAUUGGGGCUUAGUGGACGAGCAGGGGGCUGCCGCUGCCAGAUCUUUGCAAGAGGAGUAUCAACAUGCUAUCAACAAAGGAGAUAAUGUACUUGCACACGAUUUACGGGAAAAACUAUAUGACAAGCUCCAAGACAUAGCGUACCAAAAUCAGCUAUACAACGUACUUCACGACGCCAAGGGACUGACGGACUUCAGCGAAUGGGUGACGCGGCCUGACAUAGCAGAGGCGAUUCAUGUGGGCGGCAUAGCGUUCACCUUCUCCAACCAAACUGUGCACACCAAGCUGCUGCCGGACUUCCUCUCCCCUGUCACUCCGAAGAUUGAUGUGUUGCUCGAGAAUUACAAGGUUUUAAUAUAUUGCGGUCAGCUGGACCUGACGGCGCCGUGCGUGCCCAGCGCGGCGGCCCGGCGCAGGGACUGGCGCUGGAGCGGCAGGGGCGCCUUCCUCAACGCUCCGCGCGUGCCGUGGUGGUUCAACGGCACUGUUGCUGGGUAUGUCAAAUCGGGUGGUAAUUUCACUGAAAUACAAGUCAACGGCGCUGGUCACUUGGUACCGUUGGACAAACCGACGCAAGCGAAACAAAUAGUCCACAACUUCAUCAGCGGCCAAGUCUUCUCAACACCACCAGACUAUAGACUAUUGGACCCCAACCCAAAGUAUCAAGAUUACUCAGACUUGCGUACUUCUGAAGUUCUAUCAAACGCUUCUGAAGUUAAAAACGGUUUGAUAGUCAGUGUUGUUUUGAAUGUGUUGUUGUUGGUGGGGAUUGUUGUUGGCGGCAUUAUGACAAUGAGGUGGAAAAGAGAACAUGAUUAUUACAAUUUGCCUUUAAGUGAUAAUAUUAGUGAUGAUCAUAUACUCACGUUCGCGUAAGCGUGCAUGAUGCACGCCAUUGACGAUCAAUUAUUCUCACGUUUCUGCAGCACCCACGACUAUAACUGAUCGUUUACUGGUCGCUGCGUGCAUGACGGCUUGACUUAUUAAACGUCUUAGCUGCCGUUUGCGCUGCAGAAACAUGAGAAUAAUUGACCGUCAAUGGCUGACUUGAGGGUAAUGAUUUGGGUAAGAACUAAAAUACGCAAUAAGAAAAACUAAUAGUACAUUUUUAUAUAAGAGCUUAAGUAAUUACAGCCGAGGCGAUAUUGCUAUAGUAAGGAAGCAGAGGCUGUAAUUAUCAAAGCGCACGUACGUCAUACGACGUUUUAUAACACAUUUGCGAGGACACACACUUUCUGAAAAUGAAUUUGCAUCUUUGCCUGUUUUCCUUAGGAUGACGUUUUGAUACGCUUGUCAUUUUUGCACAGAUAACGAAGUGCGUUUUUUUUAGACAAAUGCAUAAAUUAUUAAAAUAAAAGAAUUAAAUGGUUUUUUAUUAUCUCACAAAGUUAAUUUUAUUCAUAAAAUGUUGAGAGAACUUUUUGCCAUGAUUUAAAAAGUAACGGUAUUUUUAAAAGGAUGACAAAGGUUUUAUAUUACAUUACGGCACAUGUGCAUUUUACUUUACAUUACGGCAUUAGCGUAAUGAGAUACAUUACGAUAUUGUAAUUAGUGAAAUAAGCGAUACUUUACGAGCAAAUGUGUUAUAAAGCGAUUGCUAAUAUCACUUGAAGCUCCGCAGUUUAAAUGUUUGAAUUAAAACCAUACAAUGGUUGUUAAAGAUAAAUGGUGCUAAUAGUUAUAAAUUUGUUUUUGUACAUAUAAUAAAAAAAAUGUAUGAACAUAGAAGACUGUUAGAUAUUCUGUAAGUUCAGGAGACGAUUUUGAUAAAAUUUUGUAUUAAGACAAGCUUAUAAAAUACUUCUUAAAUAGGGAUGAUGACGGUUUUUUUAAUAACAAUUGUAUAUAAAUUAAGAGUAAGCUAAUAGUAAAGGAAUUUUGUAAAAGUAACAGGGUAUUUGCGAUCAUUAUUAUUAUUAGUAUAUGGAUUUCAUGUAAUUACGAUAAAAGAUUUUGAGAUUUUUUAAUAGAUUUUGAAAUUUUAUAAUCUUAUUUAUUUUGCAAAUAUCCAGUCAAUCUUUGCUUUUUAUGUAUAAAUUAGUUAACAUUGACCUUAUUAUCCGAAUGCAUCAUAAAAAUCAAUAUAUUCAAACCUAGUCAUCAUCCCCAUUAUCUACCUUUAUGAUAAUCUCAAAAACCGCAACCAAUAAUUUAAAAAAAAUAAUACAAAACCAUAUAAUUAUGUACAGUCGUAUAUAACGCCAUUUCGUACAACCAAAGAGUAUAUUAUAAGGUUUAUUACCCAUGGACACUGCGCAACAUGACAUGCUGACGAAUUACAAAUAUACUCAGAGGCACAAUUAUCCGCCCACUUUAACAUGACGCGAGUAUAUUAAAGUGGGCGGAUAGUUAUGCCUCCGAAUGUAUAUUGAGAGAUAUAAAGUAGUGAAAUAGCGGUUCAAAGUUUGUAUUAAAAGUCCUUCAGUUUUCAAGUUACAUUUAUAAAGAAUUUAUUUAUUGUAGGUAAUAUCAGACAAAUAUUAAAAAUAAUGUGAUUCAAGAUUUUCGCAUUUCUACCCCAAAAGGGUUAAGUUUCUUUUAAUAUACAAAUCUGCUCUAGUAUGAUCUCACCUAAUUUGUUUGGACAGGGAGUUACAUACGAGCGGAUAAGAGUAGUUAACCGAACUAUACUCAGAGGCACAAUUAUCCGCCCAUUUUAGUAUACUCGAGCUUAUUAAAGUGGGCGGAUAAUUAUGCCUGUGAGUAUAUUAAUUACUUCAAAGGAACUUUUAACCAUACACCCGUUGUAAACUUGAAUAAUGAAGGAGUUUCCAUGUAAACAUAAUAAAUAGAGGUUAAACUAAUUUCAUUCCCUUUUCACUAUUAUUUUUAUUUUCGCAACAAAAAAUAUCCCAAGUCCUUCGUAGUAUGGCCUCAAGUUGUGCUAAGUUUAAUUUUAAUUAAUCCAGUAGUUUCGGAGUGAUGUUGUUUUAAUUGCGGUCCUUAUAUUGCACACUCUACUCCUCACAGCGCC
Bicyclus anynana (squinting bush brown) is the source of this 3923-nucleotide messenger RNA. Its product is annotated as venom serine carboxypeptidase. Bases 239 to 1825 code for a protein of 528 amino acids. The transcript has 8 exons. The record is from RefSeq and is a predicted model, not a curated record. Gene Ontology annotation, molecular function: serine-type carboxypeptidase activity. Gene Ontology annotation, biological process: proteolysis. NCBI's taxonomy places the organism in Eukaryota, Metazoa, Arthropoda, Insecta, Lepidoptera, Nymphalidae.